Olea europaea var. sylvestris is the source of this 2369-nucleotide messenger RNA. RefSeq names its product ATP-citrate synthase beta chain protein 2-like. The transcript is spliced from 17 exons. Lineage: Eukaryota; Viridiplantae; Streptophyta; Magnoliopsida; Lamiales; Oleaceae. The record is from RefSeq and is a predicted model, not a curated record. Gene Ontology annotation, molecular function: ATP citrate synthase activity. Gene Ontology annotation, biological process: fatty acid biosynthetic process; tricarboxylic acid cycle; acetyl-CoA biosynthetic process. Gene Ontology annotation, cellular component: cytosol. Bases 211 to 2037 code for a protein of 608 amino acids.
AACCUCCCCAACCCGAACAGUCCAACAGCCACCCGCUGAUGGUGAGUGGCCACAGCCCACCUUCUUUUAACGACAAUUCCUAUAUAAAUUCAAUUUCCCUCUACUCUUCUCCUAUAUUAAAACUCCCAGGUUGUUUCUUUUUCUAAUUACUUAAGGCGGAGAGUCCGAUUCUUUUGGAUUCAAGGGUUGGUGCUUCUGCAGCUAAAUAUCAUGGCAACUGGCCAACUUUUCUCGAAAACUACACAAGCAUUAUUUUACAAUUACAAGCAACUGCCUAUUCAGCGGAUGCUUGAUUUUGACUUCCUUUGUGGGAGAGAAACACCUUCUGUUGCUGGAAUUAUAAAUCCUGGUUCCGAGGGAUUCCAGAAACUCUUUUUUGGUCAAGAGGAAAUUGCAAUUCCUGUUCACUCCACUAUUGAAGCUGCCUGUGCUGCACAUCCUACAGCUGAUGUUUUCAUUAACUUUGCAUCAUUUAGAAGUGCUGCUGCUUCGUCCUUGUCCGCUCUUAAGCAGCCAACCAUUAAAGUUGUGGCUAUUAUAGCUGAGGGUGUCCCAGAAUCAGACACCAAGCAAUUGAUUGGGUAUGCAAAGGCAAACAAUAAGGUUGUCAUUGGCCCGGCUACAGUCGGUGGUAUUCAAGCUGGAGCAUUUAAGAUUGGUGAUACUGCUGGAACAAUUGAUAAUAUUAUUCACUGCAAGUUGUACAGACCUGGAUCUGUUGGCUUUGUGUCCAAAUCUGGUGGUAUGUCUAAUGAAUUAUACAACACCAUUGCCCGUGUCAGUGAUGGAAUUUAUGAAGGUGUUGCCAUUGGAGGAGAUGUGUUCCCUGGGUCAACGCUUUCUGAUCAUGUCCUGCGGUUUAACAAUAUCCCUCAGGUCAAAAUGAUAGUUGUUCUCGGUGAACUUGGUGGACGUGAUGAAUAUUCCCUAGUCGAGGCUCUCAAACAGGGGAAAAUCAACAAACCUGUGGUUGCUUGGGUCAGUGGAACUUGUGCUAGGCUUUUCAAAUCAGAAGUACAGUUUGGUCAUGCGGGGGCAAAGAGUGGUGGUGAGAUUGAGUCUGCACAGGCCAAGAAUGAAGCACUUAGGGAAGCUGGAGCUGUCGUUCCCACUUCAUAUGAAGCAUUUGAAGGUGCAAUCAAAGAGACAUUUCAGAAGUUGGUUGAGGAUGGAAAAAUUCCACCAGUGAAGGAGAUGACACCCCCUCAAAUUCCCGAGGAUCUUAAUAUAGCAAUUAAGAGUGGAAAAGUUCGGGCUCCAACACAUAUUAUUUCUACAAUCUCUGAUGAUAGGGGUGAAGAGCCAGCUUAUGCUGGCGUCCCAAUGUCCUCCAUUGUUGAACAGGGAUUAGGUGCAGGUGAUGUCAUUUCCUUAUUGUGGUUCAAACGAAGCCUUCCACGAUAUUGUACACGUUUUAUCGAAAUCUGCAUCAUGUUAUGUGCUGACCAUGGUCCCUGUGUCUCUGGUGCUCACAACACCAUCGUUACUGCUCGGGCUGGAAAAGACCUAGUGUCAAGUCUUGUUUCAGGAUUAUUAACAAUUGGUCCCCGAUUUGGUGGGGCUAUUGAUGAUGCUGCUCGAUACUUCAAGGAUGCUUAUGACAAGAGUCUUACACCUUAUGAAUUUGUUGAAGGCAUGAAAAAGAAGGGCAUUCGUGUACCAGGUAUUGGACACAGAAUCAAGAGCGCUGACAACAGAGAUAAGAGAGUAGAAUUACUACAAAGAUUUGCACGUUCCAAUUUUCCCUCUGUCAAAUACAUGGAAUACGCAGUUGAAGUUGAAACCUACACCCUUUCAAAAGCAAACAACUUAGUGCUUAACGUUGAUGGUGCUAUCGGUUCCCUAUUCUUGGAUCUCCUUGCUGGCAGCGGAAUGUUCACCAAACAAGAAAUCGAUGAAAUUGUCGAGAUUGGUUACCUGAACGGGCUCUUUGUGCUGGCACGUUCCAUUGGUCUCAUUGGGCAUACCUUCGACCAGAAGAGAUUGAAGCAGCCACUUUACCGUCAUCCAUGGGAAGAUGUUCUCUACACCAAGUAAAAUUUUACUGAUAAAAACACGGGUGAUGCUACCGCCACCUGCCACAUACCCGCUUUGAAAUUCAGACUUUUUGUUUUUUCGUCAGUGGUUUACUAAGUAAAUGUCUCGUGUACUUGAAUUCCAAGUUUAGCAUUAGUUCACCAAGAGGGAACACAAUUUUAUCAUUUAUAAUCAAGAAUUAGCCGCCACGAAAAGUUCUAUGUUUGUAGCUUAUGGAAGAAAUAACAUUUGCAUUCUUGUACUGAUUGAAAAUCCUGAUUCUGAUAAAAGGGCUUUUCACCUCUCUUCUUGUAUGACUCAGUGUCUCUUCUGGUCGAGUACAUUGUUUUCUA